Messenger RNA from Echinostoma caproni, 357 nucleotides. The record is from the annotation of a GenBank genome assembly. Lineage: Eukaryota; Metazoa; Platyhelminthes; Trematoda; Plagiorchiida; Echinostomatidae.
AUGUUCGGCAUAAUAUGUAGGACGAACGAAGAGACAGUUCUCACAAAGGAUCAGAUAAAAACAAAACCGGCUUGGCUUAACACGGGUUGCAAGAAAACAAUAACCGGUGCGAUUGUGGCCCACAUCGCUGAUACCGGGCACCAGCCAGACAACGAUGCAUUUGAAGUCACUUACAAAGUGCCCCGAGACCGGUCGAAGUACGUUCUGAAACGUCACUUGGCAACAGCAAAAUCUGUAGCAAUCAAUAUCAUGAUCCCACCACAGUAUACACAGAAGAAAAUGGUAGUCGCAUUCCAGUUGCCUGGUCCCAACCAGACCUACGUGAUGAUCCGAACCGUAACCUUAGUCACGUGGUGA